GCAGUACUUUUGGUUUGUGUUGCUAUAGUUUGUAUCAUGUGUCAUUUGAUUUCGCGCUUCAAAUAAGUUUAAAUUGCACCACAUCAUUCAAUUUAAAGGAAAUCGAACGAAUUUUGGAAAAUGGUUGCAGCACCACGAUUGCAGGCUCAACAAGGUGAGCUUAAGUCGAUGAAAAACUCCAUGAUUCGGUACAUUUUAAAUGUGUCGACGAAGAAAACGCCAAUCAAAAGUAUCGACAUCGUCAAGCAAUGUCUGCGGGGCGAACAAAAGAUGUUUCUACAAUUGCUACCUCAUGUUCAAGAAAUUUUGAGCGAUGUUUACGGUUUGCAGUUCAACGAAGUCAAAGAAAAAACCGGCAAAUUCUAUUUGGUGACAUCCGAAUUUGCACCGGGCUCUGAAUUUGAAUGGACAGUGCGUCAACGGGAAGACAAUCGAUUGCUGUUUAUCGUGCUAUCGUACAUUUUCAUGAAGGGCGGCAAAGUCAUUGAACCCGUUUUGUUUGGAUUCUUGAAGAAGCUGCACAUUGAAGAUGAGCCACACGAGUAUUUUGGCCACUUCAAAAAGACCAUCACCGAAACAUUCGUCAAGCAACUGUUCUUGAAAAAGGAAAAAAUCGAAAUGGAAGCUGGUAACAUAGAAGAACGGUUUCAAUACAGUUGGGGUCAUCGUGCGGACUUAGAAUUCAAGAAGAGAGAUUGCCUUGAAUAUGUUGCUCAGCUUUUAAAGCGUCAGCCAAGUUCCUUUUCAGCACAGUUUGAAGAAUGCAACUCAGACGAUGAAGAUGUUGAAAUGGCCGAACAAUAACAUUCAUUUAAUUUUGUUUCGCUUGAAACAUAGGAAAUUUUGUAAAGAGCUGUGAAAAAUAUCAUAUCAUGAGAUAUUGUUGACUUUAGUAAGAAAUGAGAGUUUAAUUUUUCUAUUCCAAAAGUGGCUCCGUACGUUUCAUUAUAAUAAAUAAACAUUCUCUCAAACUAGCCAA
Messenger RNA from Sitodiplosis mosellana (orange wheat blossom midge), 979 nucleotides. It is a transcript of the gene MAGE, whose product is annotated as melanoma-associated antigen D4. The transcript is spliced from 4 exons. Gene Ontology annotation, cellular component: nucleus. The coding region runs from base 121 to 804 and encodes 227 amino acids. The record is from RefSeq and is a predicted model, not a curated record. Lineage: Eukaryota; Metazoa; Arthropoda; Insecta; Diptera; Cecidomyiidae.